AAAAUUAAAAAUGUUGAACAAAUAUUUCGUAAUAUUCAUGUCACGACUCAGUUCUUACCUGAUGACCUUAAUAAAGGCGAGCAAGCAUCGGUAAAUGAUUUUAAUAUCGAAGAUACUAUCCAAGAAAAUAAUUUUGAUGAAACUGAAUAA
This is a messenger RNA of Scutellospora calospora, 150 nucleotides long. Lineage: Eukaryota; Fungi; Glomeromycota; Glomeromycetes; Diversisporales; Gigasporaceae. The record is from the annotation of a GenBank genome assembly.